GGAGAGAGACCUUAUAAGUGCUCUACAUGUGAAAAAUCUUUUGCAGCAAAAAAAAACUUUGGAGGAACAUUACACAAGGAUUCAUACUGGAGAGAGACCAUAUAUGUGCUCUACAUGUGAAAAAUCUUUUGCGACAAAAGAUGAUUUGAGGGCUCACAUAGGGGUUCAUACUAGAGGGAAGAGACCUUAUAAGUGUUCUAUAUGUGAAAAGAGUUUUGCAAGGAUAGACGGUUUGAAGGGUCAUCUAAGGGUUCAUGCUGGAGAGAGACCUUAUAAGUGCUCUACAUGUGAAAAAUCUUUUGCAACAAAACUAGCUUUGAAGGUUCAUCACUCAAGGGUUCAUACUGGAGAGAGACCUUAUAAGUGUUCUACAUGUGAAAAAUCUUUUGCAGCAAAACAAACUUUGGAGGAACAUCACACAAGGAUUCAUACUGGAGAGAGACCUUAUAAGUGCUCUACAUGUGAAAAAUCUUUUGCGACGAAAGAUGAUUUGACACGUCACAUAAGGGUUCAUACUGGAGGGAAGAGACAUUAUAAAUGUUCUAUAUGUGAAAAAUCUUUUGCAGCAAAACUAACUUUGAAGGAUCAUCACACAAGGGUUCAUACUGGAGAGAGACCAUAUAAGUGCUCUUCAUGUGAAAAAUCUUUGGCAACAAAAGAUGAUUUGAGAAGUCACAUAAGGGUUCAUACUGGAGGGAAGAGACAUUAUAAAUGUUCUAUAUGUGAACAGAUUUUUACAACCAAAGGCGCUUUGAAGGUUCAUUACACAAUGGUUCAUACUAUGGAGAAAAUAAGAACAAGAAUCUGAAUAUUACCUUAUAAUCUGAAUUUUGAUCUUUUAUAAUCUGAAUGUUACCUUAUAAGUUCUCUACAUGUGGAAAAACUUUUGCAACAAAAGAUUAUUUGAGGGGUCAUCACACAAGGGUUCAUGCUGGAGCGAGACCUUAUAAGGCACACUUCCACACUCUUGAUUCUUUUUAUUUGAUGCAAUGAAAUACUUAACAAUAUUAGUUCAUUUGUUUCCUUGAUAAAAUGUUGUUAAGAUGAAAUGCUAGGUCAAGGUUAUGACAUGUUUUUACAAAUAGCAGUGAUUUAUCUUGAACUGUUUAUUUCUUAGUUGUAUUCUUCUGGUUUUGGCAAAUUCCCCUUUUAAGGAAAAAGGAUGUUGGUAGAUGGCAAGGUAACAGUGAGACCUGAUGGUUCAGAUUAAAUUUUUUUAUUGACCCCAGAGAGAACACACACUGUAUUGUUAAACUGUCAGGUUUUUGUAUAUAUAGAUGUAUGGACGAGGUUCUUAGUUUAGCCUAAAAAACAACCAGAUAAUAUAUAUAAAAUUUCUGUUUGUCAAAAAAGUUUUUGAACCAAAAUUAACAUAUUGUUUUUUAACAAUACGCUAAAAUUGUCAUAUUUUUUGGCAGAUUAAUAUUAUUAAAACUAA
Molecule: messenger RNA, 1438 nt
Organism: Macrosteles quadrilineatus (aster leafhopper)
Lineage: Eukaryota; Metazoa; Arthropoda; Insecta; Hemiptera; Cicadellidae
Product: zinc finger protein 501-like
Exons: 1
Coding region: 104-808 (234 amino acids)
Biological process (GO): regulation of transcription by RNA polymerase II
Molecular function (GO): RNA polymerase II cis-regulatory region sequence-specific DNA binding; DNA-binding transcription factor activity
Source: RefSeq, a predicted model, not a curated record